Messenger RNA from Passer domesticus (house sparrow), 796 nucleotides. It is a transcript of the gene NRAS, whose product is annotated as NRAS proto-oncogene, GTPase. Gene Ontology annotation, molecular function: GTP binding; GTPase activity; GDP binding. Lineage: Eukaryota; Metazoa; Chordata; Aves; Passeriformes; Passeridae. The record is from RefSeq and is a predicted model, not a curated record. Gene Ontology annotation, cellular component: plasma membrane. Gene Ontology annotation, biological process: Ras protein signal transduction. Bases 84 to 653 code for a protein of 189 amino acids. The transcript has 5 exons.
GGGAGGCGGAAGCGGCGCGGGGCGAUCGCGGGGCGGCGGCGGCGGCGGCGGGGCCGGGCCGGGCCCGGCGAGGCCGCGGGGCCAUGACCGAGUACAAGCUGGUGGUGGUGGGCGCCGGCGGCGUGGGCAAGAGCGCGCUGACCAUCCAGCUCAUCCAGAACCACUUCGUGGACGAGUACGACCCCACCAUCGAGGACUCGUACCGCAAGCAGGUGGUGAUCGAUGGCGAGACGUGCCUGCUGGACAUCCUGGACACGGCGGGGCAGGAGGAGUACAGCGCCAUGAGGGACCAGUACAUGAGGACAGGAGAGGGCUUCCUCUGCGUCUUCGCCAUCAACAACAGCAAAUCCUUCGCCGACAUCAACCUCUACAGAGAACAGAUCAAGAGAGUGAAGGACUCAGAUGAUGUGCCCAUGGUGCUGGUGGGGAACAAGUGUGAUCUGCCCACGAGAACAGUGGACACAAAACAGGCCCAAGAACUGGCAAAAAGCUACGGAAUCCCCUUCAUAGAGACCUCUGCAAAAACGAGACAGGGUGUGGAAGAUGCUUUUUACACCCUGGUGAGGGAGAUCCGGCAGUACCGGAUGAAGAAGCUCAACAGCAGCGAGGAUGGGAACCAGGGCUGCAUGGGAUUGUCCUGCCUGGUCAUGUGAGAAGAUGCCAAGGAAACUGGUUCAGGUGCAGCUGCUGGACGAGCCUCGAUCUGUGCUGCCUCUCCUGCUGAUCCCUGCAGUGUUUGGGUGCCAGGGACAGGCUCUGGGCACCAGAGUUAAUUAGCACAAGGACCUUCUCCGUG